Molecule: messenger RNA, 1490 nt
Organism: Cyprinodon variegatus (sheepshead minnow)
Lineage: Eukaryota; Metazoa; Chordata; Actinopteri; Cyprinodontiformes; Cyprinodontidae
Product: F-box only protein 6-like
Exons: 6
Coding region: 132-950 (272 amino acids)
Biological process (GO): glycoprotein catabolic process; SCF-dependent proteasomal ubiquitin-dependent protein catabolic process
Cellular component (GO): SCF ubiquitin ligase complex; cytoplasm
Molecular function (GO): ubiquitin protein ligase activity; protein binding
Source: RefSeq, a predicted model, not a curated record
CGCAGUUCCAUUUCUGCACAGGAACUCCUCUGACAGACUUUGUGUGUUGUAUUGCAGGCUUUUAGUCGUUAUGUGCUGAUUUAAUAGAUACCAAAAACACUUCUCGAAAGACAAGAAUAGCAAAGCUACAAAUGGGUGAAACGUUCAGCUCUAAUUUACCGGUCAGACGGACUGGUUCAUUUCCUAAAUCGGGUUGGGAUUCAACUGGACCUGACGUACCUAUUCCUCUGGACAUCCUUGAAGAAAUCUUCCUAAAUCUGCCUGCCCAACAGGUAGUCUGUGUGUGCCGGUUAGUUUGCCAUCAGUGGAAAGAUGUGGCAGAUAACGAGUCUUUCUGGAGAGAAAGGUGUAGAAGAGAGGGCUACCACCCGCGUAAUCCUUCCAAAGUACCAAGGGACUGGAGGUUGUUUUACUUCAUGAACAAGAACAGGAGAAAUCUAAUAACAAAUCCAAGAGGAGAAGCUGGACUGGAUGGUUGGAAUAUAAUAAAGAAUGGUGGUGAUGGAUGGAGAGUAGAAAAACCGAUGGCACCGCACCCAAAUGCAGAAAUACAAACCAACUUUGUGACUUCUUUCAGUAUGUGUACAAAGUCACAGCUAAUUGAUUUAAAGAAGGAAGGUUACAGCCAGGCUUUCAUGGAUGAAUUCCAGCCCCAUAUCAGGGUGUCUGACUGGUAUGCACCGCGCUGUAACUGUGAAUACAACAUAUCUGUGAAGCUGCUGAGAAGCAACAGGAAAGUUAUUCAAGAAUUCACUCCUGGUACUCUUUACCUACCUGAGAGCGAGAAUCACAGGUGGCAACAGAUGAUCCAUGUGUUUAAGGACUAUGGACCAGGAGUGAGAUAUAUCUAUUUUGAACAUGGCGGUAAAGAUCAGGUGUUCUGGGCUGGAUGGUACGGCAUCCGCUUAACAGAAACAUGUAUUGAAUUAUGCCCGGCAUGUGACACAUAGCUUUAUGAAGCCUUAUUAAAAAGUGAAAAAGUUUGUGAAAUAAACAUUAUAAUCCUUUUUUUGAUCAUCAUGCCAAAAUUGAUGUCUGUAACAGAGAUUACAGGGCACUAAGAGAUGAGGUAAUCUAAGUAGAAGCAUGUGUCGUAAAUAUAAAGACUGCAAAUUACAUAGUGCCUGGAUAUAUAUGUACUGAUUUUAAGAAAUGCUUUUUGUAUACAACCGCUUUCAAAAUCUUGAUUUUUAGUUUGUCUAAAACAUUCAUGUAUCUAUAACUGAGUCUGCAUAUAUAUAUAUAUAUUAUAUAAUAGUUUGUUUUUUGGAAAUUGGAAAGAAACCAAAUCUGCUUGUUCUUUGAACUACAAAUCUUAAUUUAUCCCCCCCCCCCACACACACACAUAUUACACAAUGUAACAUCAAAUCACAGAAUGUUUACUUUGAAGAUUUUGUCAUAAUACUGGUUUAUUGUUGUGCCUUUUAUCGCAAACAAGAUACAGUACAACGUUUUCAAGUUGAAUACAAUUAAAGACAUUUUUCAGGUUA